AUGGUGACCAUCACGCGCAGCCUUCUGCUACGGCUAAGCACGCUUGCCGUUCUCCUCCUUACCGCCGCUUCCUCCAUCCCCACUGCCAAUGCGCUCAGCUUUUCCGUCGAAUCGGUCAACUGUACUUCGCUCGACUGGACGAUUACGCUCUCGUCGACAGAAUGGAGUGUCGCGUCGUAUGUCGAGCUAUUCUUCGUCUCGACGCAGGGGGCGCGCAACUACUCGCUGCUUUACUCUGCGUCGCCAGUGGGCGUCUUCCCGUCGCCGGCGACGUACAGCAAGGUGACGAUGUUUGGCGCGACGCGGUUAAGCGGCGGGUAUCGGAUUGGGAUUGGACUGGCGGAUGUGAACGGCAACUUGAUGACGACGACGUCGUCGAGUAGUUCGGGUGGGGUGCAGGUCACCGCGAUUGACGCAAGGACGUUUACAUUUGGGAAUUGUGUGUCCAACUCGCCGAGUGGUGCUGUUGCUGGGGCGACAGCUUCGAGUGCCGCAACUUCUGCCCGUACCAGUCAAGCCGCUGCUAUUUCUUCGUCGUCAGCAGUGGCGACUCAGGCGGGCACCGCUUCUGCCGCACCGCUGGCUUCUGCGACAUCCGCCUCGUCUUCCACCGCUGCAUCUGCUGCAUCUGGAACCCUCUCUCCCGCUUCCGCAUCUGCCACCCGCACCACUGCUGCCAUCAACAAGGGCGCGAUUGCCGGCGGAGUCGUAGGCGGCCUCCUCCUCCUUCUUAUCGCUCUCGCGCUGCUGCGCUGGUGCACCUCGCGCCGCCGAACGAGGCGCUUGAGUAUGGCAGCAGCACAGCGCAUGUCUGGCUUGCGUCCGCUCGAGCUAUCCGAGAAGCUGUCCGCCUCCUCGCCUGCCGCGGCGCACCGAACAGCGACGGCCCGGAGCUUCAACAUGUCCGAGUCUGGCGAUCCGUUUGAGGCGGUCGCGGAAGGGCGGCUGAGCGGGACUUCGGGGCGGAAAUCGGUCGGGUGGACGACGAGGUCUGGGUCCAGAAUGUCGGUCGUAUACGGGCUGGAUAGGGAGCAAGAAGGUCGAGCCGAGCACGAUGCCACGUUCUCCCACGCCGCGGCAGGGCCGUACUUCGGAAGGAGCGUAGGUGCGCAGUCUUCCGAGCACAUCCCUGCCUACCCUACCGCGCAGCAACACCAGCGCAGCAAGUCUGCACCCCUCGUCCUCGAGCUGCCCCAGAUCAGCGCCACUCCACUCACCUCGCCAAUGGAAGGUCCUUUCCGAAGCAUAACCCGGACGCCGUCCACCUCGACGUUCCGCAUCCCACGUGUGACUGUCCCCGCCUACCACACGCAAGAUGAUGGCGACGCCGCCGCGGCGGCAGCAGCAGCGGCAGCGGCGGGCGAGGCCUACACCGUGCAGCUGUCCCGGUCGUCGAGCACGAAGAGGCUGUCCACGGGUGGCGCGACUUCCGUGUCGUUGGACGAAGGGCCGUUUUUCGAUGCUUCCCAGGAUCGGUCUCACUUAGAUGCGGAGGAGUACCAUAAAACUCAUGUAUGA
Molecule: messenger RNA, 1518 nt
Organism: Sporisorium graminicola
Lineage: Eukaryota; Fungi; Basidiomycota; Ustilaginomycetes; Ustilaginales; Ustilaginaceae
Exons: 1
Coding region: 1-1518 (505 amino acids)
Source: RefSeq, a predicted model, not a curated record